AUGGGAACUUACUACCCGGUGGGUAACGAGCAGACCACGAUGCUUCCCGGAUACAUCCCUGGAAGUAGUCAUUAUCCGAUUUACCUCGCUGAAUACACCCACCACUCCACUCCCGUCGGACGAGCACAAGCGGUUGAGAGACCAAGCCGAUAA
Molecule: messenger RNA, 153 nt
Organism: Phytophthora nicotianae INRA-310
Lineage: Eukaryota; Oomycota; Peronosporomycetes; Peronosporales; Peronosporaceae
Exons: 3
Coding region: 1-153 (50 amino acids)
Source: RefSeq, a predicted model, not a curated record